Messenger RNA from Anopheles funestus (African malaria mosquito), 1932 nucleotides. RefSeq names its product stomatin-like protein 2, mitochondrial (gene Stoml2). The transcript has 3 exons. The record is from RefSeq and is a predicted model, not a curated record. Bases 110 to 1291 code for a protein of 393 amino acids. Lineage: Eukaryota; Metazoa; Arthropoda; Insecta; Diptera; Culicidae. Gene Ontology annotation, cellular component: membrane.
UCAUCCUUCCGUCAUAUUAUUGCCGACGAUUGAUAAUCAAAAUUGCAGAAAAGCCCGAUCUCUCCCAACUCCGUAAACCGCUUAAAUCAUCCGAAAAACAGUCCAUAAAAUGAUACGUUCCAGUGCGUUUAUCAGUCGAUUACCCUUACGUGGAAUUGCGGCAGCUACCCUGAACAGCAAUGGGGCGCUGUUGCAAUCGCCACCCAGCUUAGCAGCAUUGCAAACAACACAGGUCCGCUACCGAUCGACACCGAUCAACACGGUGAUAAUGUUUGUGCCACAGCAAGAGGCUUGGAUUGUUGAGCGGAUGGGUAAAUUCCAUCGCAUCCUUGAACCGGGCCUGAACGUAUUACUGCCCGUCGUUGACCGUGUCAAAUAUGUACAAAGUCUAAAGGAAAUAGCGAUAGACGUGCCGAAGCAAUCGGCCAUCACUUCCGAUAACGUAACGCUCAGUAUCGACGGUGUGCUGUAUCUACGCAUUCUCGACCCAUACCUCGCGUCAUACGGCGUGGAAGAUCCAGAGUUCGCCAUUACCCAGCUCGCCCAAACAACGAUGCGAUCCGAGCUGGGCAAGAUGUCACUCGAUAAAGUAUUCCGAGAGCGAGAGUCACUUAACAUUAGCAUCGUGGAAUCGAUCAAUAAGGCAAGUGAAGCUUGGGGCAUCUCUUGUCUGCGAUACGAGAUCCGUGACAUCAAGCUGCCGAGCCGUGUACAUGAAGCGAUGCAGAUGCAGGUAGAAGCGGAACGACGGAAACGAGCCGCCAUUCUCGAAUCGGAAGGUGUGCGUGCGGCAGAUAUUAACGUUGCGGAGGGUAAGCGACAAUCCCGUAUUCUUGCAUCCGAGGCGCAAAAGCAGGAAGAAAUCAAUCGAGCGAACGGUGAAGCGGCGGCCAUCAUGGCACUAGCAGAUGCACGUGCAAAAAGUCUUAAAAUCGUUGCCCAGUCCCUUUCGAACGAACAUGGCCGCAGUGCGGCUUCGCUUAGUGUGGCAGAGAAGUACGUGGUGGCAUUUGAGAAACUGGCCAAACAAAACAACACUCUCAUCGUUCCGUCGACCGCAUCCGAUGUGACCUCGAUGGUGGCGCAGGCACUGCAGAUCUACAACAAUCUCUCAAAUACCUCAGCCAUUUCCCGAGUAUCCUCCUCUUCGGCGGGUGGGGAUCAGCAGCGCCGGAAUGCGGACGACGUACUGGGGACGCUGAGUGAAACUAGUUCGAAACUUGAUGCCACACUGACACCACUGGACAGCCAUCAUCAGGGGGACAGCAUGGGGGGAUCGUCGUCGAAAUAAAUAAAAAUCGUUACAACCGUAGAAAUCGUAUGCAUUAUUAAACGUCUUAUCGCUGAAGAACACAAUGCAAUGGCACAUUUGCUUACUUAGUGGAAGAAAUAAGGAAUUUGUACUCAUUGAACUUAUUCUGCUGCAAAGUCGAGAAUUAUAAAAGUAGAGCCUAAGGUACAAACCAGUGAUCAUGACUAUUGUUAUUGUAAAUAAAUAUUUUGAUCGCGUGAAGAACCCAUUAAAAUAAACCAAAAUCAUUGCAUGAUGAGCUCAAACUAAUAUUGCGGUACAUAUGUUAUCAUUAUUUGGUGAAGAAUGUAAAAGAUCAAUGCCUCCAAAAAUCAACGAAGCUUCAACUUGAAACUAUGAAAUCCUUAAACGUACGUCAUAUUUACCUUGCCCCACACGAAUCAACUAUUAAAUGUUCUCAAUAUGAUGAAUCAUAUUUAAAUAACGAAUUAGACAGGGGACUACUAUUUGUAAAAAAAAAUAUUUAUUGAAAUGUAAAUAGACGACAUAAUUUAAAUAUUGUAUAUUACUCUCCCAUCUCCUUUUCUGGAAAGUUUGCAAAAUCAGUUAAUACCUGUAAUAUGAAGAAAAAGAAAAAAAAUUAAAACCAGUUCUUUGAUAAAACAUUAAUUGUAUUUUAU